AUGGACGAGGACGCCCAGGAACCCCCGACCAAAAAGUGCCGCGUGGAACCGCAGGAUGCCAAAUCAGACCCCGAUCCUCAGGUUCCAAGCCGUGAAUCUCCGCCUUCGGGAGGGCCACAAGCCAUCCUGCCCGAUCCCUCUCCAGCAGACUGCAGCGGCGGCGGUUGUGGCGGCGGCGGCGACGAGGAGGAUGACGAGAACGCACCUGUCCAAGUCAAGUACGAGGUCGUCGAAGAAGUGGUCGCCUACGAGUCCUGCUCGACGAUGGCUAACGACCCCGACGACGAGGCCUGUGACAACCCGGAGCCCCUGGUACCGCUUCCCGCGGAAGAAGGCGAGCCUACCGACGGCAGCCCAGCGGGCUCACCCGAACUGGCCGAGCUGCGGGCAGAAUGGCCCGUGUCUCCGUCCCAGGCCGUCCCCGUCGGUGCACGGGAGCCAUUGCCCAACAUGUACACGCUGCAGUUGAUGGACCAGCAGCACAUGGACAUGACCGGUGUCUGUCCGGAGCACAUGCCGUAUGACUACCGGAUGAUGACGCUCAACCAGGGACCCCCCUCGGAGGACUUUCAGGACCAGCCGCCACCGUACUUGCUGGCGCACGGCGGUGGGUACUCUGUGCGGCUCUUGCAGGACGAGUCUCAGGGAGAUAAACUAAAGGGGGCCCGUGUCUUAGUCGACGGUGAAGUGCCUGACGAGGUGUAUCCAACUCUUGACGCGGGUCAGAGGACGGCCGCGUACGCGCACCACACAGUGAUAUCGUCGCCUGGGCAGCAGGCGUCUUACGUGAUCAGGGAUGUGAGCUACGCCUUACCUCAAACACUGCAACAGCAGCAGCCACAGCAGCCGCAGCAGGUGCAGCCGCAACCCCAACACCAACUUCAGCAGCAGUCGCAGCUGCAUCACCAGCCAUCAACGCAUCAAUCCAGAAGUACCAGGAGCAGUGGCCGCACGAGAGACCGAACCCGAAGCUCGAGUACCCUGAGCCGCGAAGAACAGAAGCGGAAUGCCUGCGACCGUGAACGCAGCCGCAUGCGUGACAUGAAUCGGGCCUUCGACCUGCUCCGGGAAAAGCUGCCUUUCUGCAAGCCGCCGGGCAAAAAGUUCUCCAAGAUCGAGUCGCUCAGGAUGGCCAUCAAGUACAUCGCGCAGCUGGAGUCCAUCCUGUCGUCGCAGGCGUCCCCUACGACGGGCGGCUCAAGCGGCCAGCACUACGACUCGUCCUUCUUCCCUCCUACCAUGUGGGCGACGGCGCCAAACUACUACAGCUGGGUCAGACAGGAGGUGGAAAACGGUGGCCCCAGCGGAGGCCAGCCCAAUGGAAUGGGCAUGGAGUCGCCCAACCCAAGUGCCUUCUCGCCACCCAGUCCCAAGUACUUCAACAACUGUGAGAAAGUGAAGGAGAUGCCAGCAGAAGGCUACUGGCACCCUGACAGUGCUCAAACUGGACAGUUUGUGUACCAGUAGUGUCACUACUGGCCAAAGUGCUUAUAUACUGCCGUCCUUGUAUAAUUUGUAAAUGUUUCCUCUAGUCAGUGCCCCUCAACAGUGCUGCAAGAGAAAGGCGAUGCUCAGGCGCCAAACCUUAGCUUUGCCUUGUUAGUGACUGUGAAUGGGCGUACUUCCCCAGAAUGUGCUGAAUAUCUGCAACGAGCGCAGCAACAUUUCAGGAAAAGGUUUGCUUGUCUUCCAAAGUUGGAUCUUAUUUAUUUGAUGCCUUUUUUUAAGUCCAUCCUAUCAUGAUGGCCAGGCCAUUCCGUCCCAACAGCCUUGAAAUUUGUUCAGAGUCAAGUCGCUCAGCGGUGAAGCCACAAUCCACUGUCAAUAAAAACCUCCCUGAGGGAGUAAGCAUAGAUGAGAACUACUGGUAUAUGUGCUUUUAAGAACUACACCAAAGCAAGACACUUGCAUGUGCCUUCUCACAAGUCCAGUGCCGGUCCAAAGCAGUUUUGAAAACACAUGAUAAAACUGGUUCAUAAUGCUGUACUGGUUUUCAAUUGUGAACUACUGGUUAUGAACCUACUUCAAGAAAUUAGUGCAUGUAGCUGGGAAUAAUAUUCGGUUAAAGUGUUAGCCACCAAACAGCAAACUAUGAACUUGAGCUAGUCAAUAAAAAAGAUUGGCUAUUUUUGUGCUGAUCAAUAGGACAGCUAAGAAUAUAUAUUAUACUUCUUUUCAUUCUUUAUAAAUCAAGCUAUAUGCAUUAGAAAGCUUCCAGAUCGAACCCAAUUGAAAGGGUCACCCCAGCCAAAAUUGUGUCUUUUCCAUUUCGUUUACCAAUUCUAUUUCCUAUGUCUGCAAAGUGCUCAAUAGUAUGUUUCACACUGGUAGUCGAUAAAUGAGGAACUCCCAGUGGCUCAGAAAGCACAUGCCUUAGCCUAUCAGCUCCCGUUCUCACCUCUCAACUGCUCAACAUCAGGGAGAUUCUUUGUUCCCAUGGUUGGGCGGGAAAACUGCAGAUAAUGUUUUGCCAAUCGUAGUUCUGAACAAGUUCUUGGGACUGGAGCUUUUGUACAGUGACUAAACAGGAAUCAGCAUACUCCCAUGUCCUCAGGUAAAUCUUGGCAAUAUUAGCUUCGCUUGCAAUUUAGGGGCCUGAUGGAAUUACACAACUUUAAAAAUGUGGCUUGUGGUCCGUGCCAUGGCACUCACCCCCUUUGGCUGGAGUGGCCCUUUAAAGUCUACACUAAUGUUCUGAGUAUGUGAUUAACAAGAAGGAAGUUUUUCUUGGAAUUUAAAAGUACAGAUUGUUUGAACUGUACCUAAACAAAAAAAUGCAAGAAAACCCAAGUGCCUCUUGUAUGUUUGUGACAAUGUGCUUUUUUAAAUUUGCAUCUUUUAUGCAGUCUCAUGUAUUGUCUGAUUCCCCAAUAAAACAAUGUUUAUUCCCACG
Ixodes scapularis (black-legged tick) is the source of this 2893-nucleotide messenger RNA. RefSeq lists its product as uncharacterized. The transcript has 5 exons. Gene Ontology annotation, cellular component: nucleus. The record is from RefSeq and is a predicted model, not a curated record. NCBI's taxonomy places the organism in Eukaryota, Metazoa, Arthropoda, Arachnida, Ixodida, Ixodidae. Gene Ontology annotation, molecular function: protein dimerization activity; DNA-binding transcription factor activity, RNA polymerase II-specific; RNA polymerase II cis-regulatory region sequence-specific DNA binding. Bases 1 to 1467 code for a protein of 488 amino acids. Gene Ontology annotation, biological process: regulation of transcription by RNA polymerase II; mesoderm formation.